Molecule: messenger RNA, 1836 nt
Organism: Plasmodium falciparum 3D7
Lineage: Eukaryota; Apicomplexa; Aconoidasida; Haemosporida; Plasmodiidae
Product: PIG-U family protein
Biological process (GO): attachment of GPI anchor to protein; GPI anchor biosynthetic process
Cellular component (GO): GPI-anchor transamidase complex; membrane; endoplasmic reticulum membrane
Source: RefSeq, a predicted model, not a curated record
AUGAACGAGUGUAACACAAAGAAAAUACAGAAUGGAGAUAAGACGAAGAGAAAGAAGUACACGUAUUUAUUUCUUAGUAUCCUUAUUUGUUUCGUAAUUAGGAUUUUUAUUUUUUUUCUUUUGAACAUAUUAGAAGGAAGUACUUAUGAAUACAUAAAUAAGUUGAUCAAUGUGGAUUUGAACAUACAACAUAUAAAAAAAUAUGAUGAGAGUAGAGAAUUGAAAGAAAAUAUAAAUAAUAUAAAUAAAAAAGGAAAACAUAUGGAAAAGAUAUAUGAUGAUGAAAGAAAUAAUAAAAAUAAUCUUUAUAAUAUAAAUAAUAAUUAUUAUAACAAGAUAGAUAUUAAAAUUAUUAAAACUAAUAAGUAUAUAAAAGAACUUGAAUUAUAUUUUCAAAAAAAUAAACGAUAUAAUAAUUUAAGAAGUUUUUUAUUAAAAAAUGAUUAUAUGCAUUAUUUAUUUAAUACAGAUAUAUAUAAUUUAAAAUAUUUAUAUGAUAGUUAUGUAUUAAGAAUAUUAAAAAAAGAUAUGUAUUCUUCUUUGGUUAUACGAAUUAAUCCAAUUUUUUUAAAAAUUUUACAUUUCCUUCUCUUCAAACCAAUAAAGAUAAAUAUAGAUGUAUUAAUAAAAAUAUGUAAUAAUUAUGAAUUUCGUUUCUUUUUAUUUAUAUGCAUAAUAGAUAUACUUAUAGCCAUCUUCUUAUUUCUUAUAAUAGACAAAUUAAAUAAUUGGAAUACAUAUUUUCUUUAUAUUAUUAGUAACAAUUAUACAACACCUCAUUUUAAUAUAAUUAAUCCUUUAUUAUUAAUAAAUAUAUAUUUAAAUAAUCCAAUUAACAUCUUAGCAAACAGUUUUUUAUCUCUAGAUAAUUUUAAACUCUUAAUUAUUACAGCAAACUUCUAUUUAACCCUAUCAAGAAUACAAAAUGUAUCAAAUCAACAAAAACAAAAUGUAUAUAAAAAUAAAUAUAAAAGAAUAUGUUCCUUUUUCAAUCUACUUCUUAUCCUUUUCCAUAAUGCUAUAUUAUUAUAUAUCACAUCAUUUCAUUUUAUACUGGUUGUUAUAGGAAUAAACAAUUUUAUUAUAUACAUAGAAGAAGAUUUUUUAAAACGCUAUCAUAUAAAACAAAAUGUUCAAUUUUGCAAACUUGCUCAUAUGCUAUUCAAAAAUAUGUUCUUGUUACUUAUCACCUUAAUUAUAUAUGCUCUAUUUAUAGUAAUAUCAUAUUUUCAAAACUCCCAUUCGCUAUCCUUUUUAAAUAAUACGGUGAUUAAUGAAUAUAAAAUAUUAUUACUCUUACCAAACUUGGGAAAUUUCUGGUAUAUCUUCUCAACGAUGUUCAGAGAUUAUUACUAUUCCUUUUUGUUCUUAUUCCACUUUCAUAUUUUCCUUUAUCCUGUGCCUCUUUUCUUUCGCUUGGUUAAGACACCACUCAUAUAUUUAAAAGUUCUCAUCGCAAUUGCUUUAGUAUUUCAACCAAAUAUAACAAUUAACGACAUUGUGUAUUCUUUGUUGUUGUUGGUUAUAGAUUACGAACGGACCAUAUAUGCUAUCCCCUUCAUCAAAUUGCUAUUAAUAUUACUAUCCAAUUUGUGUUUAUGUUUUGUGACUUUAAAUUUAUGGUUGAGGAAAAAUACGGGAAAUGCCAACUACGUGUUUUUUAACCAGUUGGUUGUUUUUAAUAUAACAACCUUUUUUAUAAUAAACAGUAUGAAGUUCUACAUACGAGUUCAAACACCCAAGAGUCAGUUAAAUGAAGGAAAGUGUAUUUCGAUAUUAAAUAAAAAGAAAAGCAAGUUUAAUUUUUUACACUUAUUCAAGAAAAAAUUAGCAUAA